CAUUUGGGUGAGUAAUUAAUGACAGAAUUUAAAUUUUUGGGUGAACAAAUCAUUUAAUGUUGAGACGCUCACAUGUCAGUAUAUCCAAUAACUAAUGAAUACAUAAUAAAUCCAAGAAUAAAUCUUUAACUAGAAAAUAAUAUAACAUUUAUUAAAGAAAUAUAGCCUAUAAAUAAAUACAUUACGUUUAAAUACAUAAAAUACAACUUAAUAGAGAAAAUCAUAUUCAGAAAUGGCUUCGUGUAAGUGUUUUCUUUAGAUUUUGAACUACAUAUUUUUUCCGCCUGUUUUGUUCAAUAAAAGUAUUAAUGAGGUGAAAAGACUGUAUGUGACUGUAGUAUCUUCAUUGCGCCUUUUCGCAGAAAUAAAUCUCUAUUUUGCAUCCGCCGCUCGCGUGUCUUUUACUUUGGUGAGCGUUUCCUACCGGAAACACGUCACGCCCCGAAUGAGCAGCAGGACCCCGAGAAGCAGCAAUGGUGGAUUGUGUUUUUCUCCAUGGUAAUGUAACUGCAGAGAGCUUUGAUAGCGAGAUGAGCUCCGCGGGGAUGUUCCAGACGCAGAUCUCCGCGAUCAUGAAGGCGGCCGCGGUGGAGAUCAGUCAGUUGCUGGAGGAAGAGGCUGCAGCUCUUCAUCAGGAGAUCCGGAGGAGGAACCAGGAGAUCCAGGGACUGAAGACUGAACUACUGAGAGUCACUGCAGAGAGAUGCUCUGUCGGCGUACAGGUGGAGCUCAUGGACACGAGUGUAACCGCUCAUUCGCGGGAAGCUCAGACUGAUCAUCGCAGCCAGGAAAAGGUCGUUGUGAAGAAUCUCUCAGAGGAGAAACCUCACUUUACACAUGCGGCGGAUGUGAAUGCACAACUUUUGAAACAAGAAGAGUCUGUACCGCCGCUGAAGGAACCGGAGGAAGAGGAGCUCAGCGGACUGGAGUUUGAGAUGAAGAUCGAACAGGUGGAAGAACUUGUGGAUCAGACACUGGGUCAAGUUCAGGAAAAGCAGAAGUGUAAAGGACAAAACCACUGCCAUGACGGAAACUCUCGUUUAUGGUGUUCCAGGAAAGUGUUUGACCAUCCGGAAAAUCUUGUGGAGUCGGAACAACAUUCCCAGAGUUUUACAGAUCCAUAUGGGAUGGAGGAUCCCACGACCACGUCAACUCAGUCCGGUUUAAUGGCUGUUCUGCAGAACGAGAGCUUUGGCGUUGCAGACAUUGAGUAUGACUUGAAUCUUCAGGAUUCCCAUAGACACUCUCCCACAACGAGCUCUUCUGACUCGACGCCGUUCAACACACUCCCAUCCUCACAUUCAAGCUCGUGUUUGCCCAAAACACUCCCACAGAGUCUGAAUGCCGGCAAGCACACAGAACCCAAACCCUUCCGAUGUGACGAGUGCGGGAAAGGCUUCCCCCAGAGGGGGCGGCUCGUACAACACAAACUAGUGCACUCGAAAGAAAAACCCUUCAGGUGCGAGGAGUGCGGGAUACGCUUCACACAGAAGAAUCGGCUUUUAACACACAAAAAACAAGUGCACACAAACGAAAGACCCUUUAGAUGUGACGAGUGCGGGAAAGGCUUCCCACAGAGGGCUCGGCUGUUGACACACAAAAAACGAGUGCACACAAACGAAAGACCCUUCCGAUGCGAGGAGUGCGGGAAAGGGUUCGUACUCAGGGGGCGGCUGUUAACACACAAACUAGUGCACUCGAAAGAAAAACCCUUCAGAUGUGAGGAGUGCGGGAGAAGCUUCACAGAAAGGAAGCGGCUGUUAACACACAAACUAGUGCACACGGGCGAGAAACCCUUCUGCUGUCAGGUGUGCGGCAAUACCUUCUCCAGACAGGACAGCUGUCUCAGACACAUGCGCUUGCACAGAAGACCGAGAUGAUGAAUGGGGACACAACCACUCAAAUACCAUUUCAAGAGCUAAAAAGUACCGAGUAGGUACUGCUAUCGGAUAAAACCCAACCGAUACCCAACCCUACUGAUGAGUGUCACCUGUGCGACGCGUCGGUCUCGUAUCUCUCAGGGAGGAGCAGAAGCAUAAAAGGAGGAGCGACGACAGUGAAGGAAGAGAGAGGACAGGCCUGCAUUUAUGUUUCUGUUUCAUCAUGUGGGGCAGGCAGUGGUCCGUGAGGAGCUGCCAUCUCCAUCUUUUUUGUAUUUGUUUAUUUUAUUAUUAAAGUGUGUGUUAAACGUU
Molecule: messenger RNA, 2192 nt
Organism: Pimephales promelas (fathead minnow)
Lineage: Eukaryota; Metazoa; Chordata; Actinopteri; Cypriniformes; Leuciscidae
Biological process (GO): regulation of gene expression
Cellular component (GO): nucleus
Source: RefSeq, a predicted model, not a curated record